Messenger RNA from Lachnellula hyalina, 2316 nucleotides. It is a transcript of the gene PMT4, whose product is annotated as Dolichyl-phosphate-mannose--protein mannosyltransferase. The coding region runs from base 1 to 2316 and encodes 771 amino acids. The transcript is spliced from 3 exons. Gene Ontology annotation, cellular component: membrane; endoplasmic reticulum. Gene Ontology annotation, biological process: protein O-linked glycosylation via mannose. The record is from RefSeq and is a predicted model, not a curated record. NCBI's taxonomy places the organism in Eukaryota, Fungi, Ascomycota, Leotiomycetes, Helotiales, Lachnaceae. Gene Ontology annotation, molecular function: dolichyl-phosphate-mannose-protein mannosyltransferase activity.
AUGUCUCAAGUAGGCUCCGCGAAGAAGCGGAAAGACGCCAAUAUUCCCAUCAAGGCGAAAGAUGCUUCCGCAACUGGUAUUGCAGCCCCUCGCGACGCCGAUCUCGAUGCUUUAGUCAGGGCGAAUAAGAGCAAAAAGGGGGCCGUUGAAUGGGAUUAUCGGAUCGCCAUCUCAAUCAUAACGGUGCUGGCAUUUAUCACUCGAUUUUGGGGUAUCAGCCAUCCCAAUGAAGUUGUCUUUGACGAGGUCCAUUUCGGCAAGUUCGCUUCAUACUACCUCGAACGAACCUACUUUUUCGAUGUCCAUCCUCCUUUCGGAAAACUACUUUUCGCCCUAAUGGGUUGGUUCGUGGGAUACGAUGGAAAGUUCCACUUCGAGAACAUUGGCGAUUCCUAUAUCGAUAAUAAGGUCCCAUAUGUGGCUUACCGUGCAAUGCCCGCUCUUUUGGGUGCUUUGACUGUCCCGACAGUGUUCGCCAUCAUGUGGGAGUCCGGAUACACUCUUCCCGCCUGCAUUCUGUCGGCUUCUUUGAUCCUCUUCGAUAACGCACACAUUGGACAGACUCGUCUGAUCCUGCUAGAUGCUACGCUUGUAUUUGCCAUGGCAUGCAGUCUGUUGUGUUAUAUUAAGUUUUACAAGCUCAGACACCAGCCUUUCGGACGAAAAUGGUGGAAAUGGCUUCUGUUGACCGGAUUCGCCCUUAGCUGCGUCAUCUCCACGAAAUACGUCGGUCUGUUUGCCUUUGUUACGAUUGGAUCUGCAGUUGCAAUUGAUCUCUGGGAUCUCUUGGAUGUCAACCGUCGCCAAGGCCCUAUGAGCCUUCCAGAGUUUGGGAGACAUUUUUUCGCUCGGGCAAUUGCUUUGAUCAUUGUUCCCUUUCUUUUCUACCUCUUUUGGUUCCAGGUCCAUUUCGCGAUCCUGACACGUUCCGGACCUGGUGACGAUUUCAUGACUCCUGAGUUCCAGGAGACGCUUAGCGACAAUUUGAUGACCGCCAAUGCCGUAACUAUCGAUUAUUAUGACAACAUCCAGAUCAAGCACAAGGAAACCUCGGGCUUCCUUCACAGCCACCCCGAUAAAUACCCCUUGAGAUAUGAUGAUGGCCGAGUUUCCAGUCAAGGUCAACAAGUCACGGGUUAUCCAUAUGCCGAUGCCAACAAUCAUUGGCAAAUUAUUCCCGCUGUCAGCGAUGAUGUUCUGGGACACCAUGUCAAGAAUUUCGACCUCGUCAGACUGAGACAUGUGGUCACCAACACCAUGCUUCUCUCGCACGAUGUUGCUUCUCCGUUUUAUCCAACGAAUCAGGAAUUCACCACUGUGCCAAUGGAAGAUGCUUUAGGAGAUCGUCUCAACGAUACUUUGUUCGAGAUCCGAAUUGAGAACGGCAGGGUGGGACAGGAAUUCAAGAGUCUUUCAGGCCAAUUCAAAUUGAUCCACAACCCAAGCAAGGUUGCCAUGUGGACACACACCACCCCACUCCCGGAUUGGGCAUACAAACAACAGGAAAUCAACGGAAACAAGAAUCUUGCGCAAAGUUCCAACAUCUGGUAUGUUGAUGACAUCCCAUCCAUCCCGAAGGACAGCGAGCGGUUGGUCAAGACAGAGCGCAAAGUCAAGAGUGUGCCCUUUCUCAAAAAGUGGUUCGAGUUGCAGCGAGCCAUGUUCUACCACAACAAUGCUUUGACGAGCAGCCAUCCGUAUGCCAGUGAGCCUUUCAUUUGGCCAUUUUUGCUCCGUGGUGUCAGCUUCUGGACCCAGAAUGAUACUCGUCAGCAAAUUUACUUCCUCGGAAAUCCUAUUGGAUGGUGGCUUGCAAGCAGUCUUUUGGCUGUGUAUGCUGGUAUUAUUGCUGCAGAUCAAUUGUCUCUUCGCCGUGGUGUUGAUGCGUUGGACGAGCGUUCUCGAUCACGACUCUAUAACUCGACCGGUUUCUUUUUCCUUGCAUGGGCAAUGCACUACCUUCCAUUUUACCUGAUGGGUCGUCAACUGUUCUUGCAUCAUUAUUUGCCUGCUCAUUUGGCUUCAGCUCUAGUCACGGGCGCUUUGCUUGAAUUUAUAUUCAAUGUGGAGCCUAUCCUCGACGAUGCUUCGAUGGUCAAAGGGAGCAAGAAGGCUCCCAAGAAGCACCUACCGGCACGUGAGAAGUUGGCUGGUCAAAACCUAUUGACCUCAUGGGCGGCAGCAGGUUUGAUUAUUACCGUCGUCAUUGGUGGAUGGUACUUUUUCUUGCCCUUGACUUACGGUUACCCGGGUCUCUCGGUUGACGAAGUCCAGUCGAGAAAGUGGCUCGGCUAUGACCUCCACUUUGCGAAAUAG